Cuscuta europaea is the source of this 461-nucleotide messenger RNA. Lineage: Eukaryota; Viridiplantae; Streptophyta; Magnoliopsida; Solanales; Convolvulaceae. The record is from the annotation of a GenBank genome assembly.
GAAGCAUUAACAAUGGAAUCCGCAGUCGGCAUAUGUUACCCGGAGAUGUGGAUAAUGAUUAAAUAUGAUGGCCAAUGGGUGUCAGAUACUUUGUUCUCUAGUAUUCAUGUUGCCGCCAUAACUAUUCCAUUGAACUGUACGUUUCAAUCUCUAUAUUCUUGUGUUUGCAAUGCUAUGGGUGAGAACUAUGCCAGGAAGAAUAUUAAGAUCUCAUACGUUUUUGCUACGUGCCCACCUCCCAUGAAUGUAUGUGAUGAUGCUAGUCUACUAUUUUAUCUACAAUUGAAGAGUUUUCAAAAGGACCCGAUGCAAAUGCUGUUGUGUGUUGAAUUUGUAUGUGAUUCUACGACCGGAGAGGAACAAAGCAUCACAGUAUGUGAUGAUAUCCACAAUUCAAGUGGAAUUAACCACCCGAGUAAUCCGGAAGAACGUGGUGACAUUAGUGAAGAAGACAAUAAUUU